AGCUGGUUCCUGGAGGAGCUCAAUUGACAUCUCCUGGCCCUUCUGCUUUCUGCCGACCUUUCCUAUUUAAGCGCUUUAAGCGAAAGCACGGGAGAGAGGGGGAGAGAGAUUUUCAUUUUUCAGCGGAGGGGUUUUUGAGUGGUCGCCAUGCCGUGCUUGAACAUCUCCACGAACGUGAGCCUCGAUGGUGUCGACACCUCCUCCAUCCUCGCUGAAGCCACCAAGAACGUUGCCAAGAUCAUCGGCAAGCCCGAGAGCUAUGUGAUGAUAGUGCUGAAAGGAUCAGUGCCUAUUGCUUUUGGAGGAAAUGAACAGCCUGCUGCAUAUGGAGAGCUGGUCUCCAUUGGCGGCUUGAAUCCAGACACAAACAAGAAGCUCAGUGCUGCAAUAUCCAACAUUUUGGAAACCAAAUUAUCCGUUCCAAAGUCGCGCUUCUUCCUCAAAUUUUAUGAUACCAAGGGUUCCAACUUUGGAUGGAACGGUUCUACCUUCUAAUGCACAGGCUAGUUUGUUUGGGUCUCUUCCAUUCUUGGAAAUGGUAGACUUUGUGCUUUUGGUGUUUGGGGAAAACCCAUAAUAUAUGCAGGUCACUUGUUCAUGUUCACUGCUCUGCUGUCUUGUGAGGUUACAGGGGGAUGCACGGUUCUCCUUUAUUUACUUCUCUGACUUUGGCACUUCUGACUGAUGAAACGUUCUGAUAUUUUACUUUAUUAAAUGGCCAAACACUAUGUCGUGUUGA
Nymphaea colorata (pocket water lily) is the source of this 739-nucleotide messenger RNA. RefSeq lists its product as uncharacterized. The transcript is spliced from 3 exons. NCBI's taxonomy places the organism in Eukaryota, Viridiplantae, Streptophyta, Magnoliopsida, Nymphaeales, Nymphaeaceae. The record is from RefSeq and is a predicted model, not a curated record. Bases 148 to 495 code for a protein of 115 amino acids. Gene Ontology annotation, molecular function: phenylpyruvate tautomerase activity.